Daldinia childiae is the source of this 2427-nucleotide messenger RNA. RefSeq lists its product as uncharacterized. The record is from RefSeq and is a predicted model, not a curated record. NCBI's taxonomy places the organism in Eukaryota, Fungi, Ascomycota, Sordariomycetes, Xylariales, Hypoxylaceae. The transcript has a single exon. The coding region runs from base 1 to 2427 and encodes 808 amino acids.
AUGUUACAGGAUCUCAACGAAGCUGGUGUUGCUUUUUAUGAAGGCUGCCUAAUCGUACAAGUACAUGAUCACAAGACUGCCGCGCAGGCUAAGGAUGUUGCGCGUCCAGCCUCCAAAUCUACCUCCGAGAAGCCCUCCUCGAUUCAUAACUACAACCCUUAUAUAACGCCCUCUCCCUACGUCCCAUUUCCCAAGGACAGCGCCGAAAAUGGACUCCAAGAAGGCGACAUAAAGCCCGCGCAUAAUGACUCUAAUGAUAAGGAGAACAUGCCGGCUCCACCUGCUCCUACUGAUGGACAGAAAGCUAAGGCACAGACAGAAGUUAAGAUAUUUACGGUCGUUCUUCAUCCAACCCCGCAAAGUUUACACAUGGACUUGAUGAUUAAGGCCUGUACGCCACGUGGAUCUGGUGAUGCGAAGGCCGGUGGGGAUUCUAAUGGCAUACCGCCCACCCCAAUAUCUGCUGUACCUCCAACUCCAACUGCAACGAACAUGCCACCGCCGGCAAAGAAAGUGAAGCAAGAAAAGAUGGAAUUGGACGGGACUAAUAUAUACGCCGCUGAAGCACAAAUCCUACUCGCGACUUCGGCUCCGCUAAACUUAGAAGUGCCCAAAAAUAGAGAAGAUGCCGUCACACUUCUGCUCAAGCGCAUGGUUGAUCCGAAACACUCCGAGCCUCCGCCUGAGCCAAAGGCUCGGAAACGGACUGUAGCCGAAAGGGCUGCUGACGAGGCCUUAGCUGCAGAACAGGAGAAAUAUAUGCUUACAUUCGAUGAGCGCCGUUCCGCUAAUACCGGUGGUGCUCAGACUGGUGCUGAUGGUGCCGAUGGCGAUGGCCAAUCCGGUGCAGCCACUUUUGAGCCUCGCUUUGAGAGGUUCAAGGUACUCGCUGAUAUUAAGAGUGCGCACAAGGCAAAGAAAGAACAGGAGAAGAUUCAGCAGGCAGAAAAUGAGCGCAAGCUUCUAGCCCAGAAGCAGGAACAGGCCGCAUUACUACAACGGCAGCAAGCUGAACAAGAAAAAUCACGCCGCGAAGAAGCUCAGCGACAAGCGCAGAUACGACAGCAACAGCAACAGGAAGCACAGCGGCGUGCCAUAGCACAGCAGCAGGCCCAAGCUCAAGUUCAAGCACAAGCACAAGCACAGGUCGCACAAUCACCUCCGAACUCGCAAAUAAACCAAAUACCGCAAUCGUCUCACGGACACCCAGUGCAAAACGGGCUUGCCAAUAAUGUCAUGUCGGCUCAGGCUCCUCACAGAUUCCCACAGCAAGUCUCACAAGCGCCUGUCUCAUCUCCAGUCGUUCGCCAGAACACACCGCAGAACAUGUCGAGCCCUAUGGUUGGAAAUGCGCCGAUGCAACAGACUAACUCUGGUAUGGGUGCCAGUCCUCAAAGGCCGUCUUCUGUUGUACAGAGCCACGGGCCAAUGUCCGUUCCUAUGGCUGUUAGCAUGUCUGCGAGGGGUAGUCAACAAAGUCAUCCCUCGAAUACGCCUCGUAUGCCGAGCGCGACACCGCAAAUGUCACAUGGUACCCCGAUCAAUCGACCGAUGCCUACGCCCCGGAUGAGCCAAGCCAGUCCACCCCCGGGCAUGAUGGCCCAAAACUCACAUAUGGGUCAAAUGCUCAUGGGCAAUCAGAAUAUGGGCCAGCCUAUGCCUAACCAGAUGAUGGUGGCUCAGAUACAGCAGCAGCAGCGUCAAAGGAUUGCUCAACAGCAACAACUACAAGCUAUGCAGAAUGGAAUGAUGAACGGACAGACUCCACAAAUGCAUAAUCAAAUGUUGCAGAAUCAAUUUAUGCGCCAGCAGAUGAUAAACAUGAACAUGCAAAAUCCCAAUAUGCUAACCGCUACUCAGCAAGCACAGCUUCAAAGAUACCAGCAGCAGAUGAGCAACAUGCAGCAGCAGCAACAGCAUCCGCAAAUGCAAGGACAGAUGCCCAACCAGCAAAUGGGCAACCAGAACUUUAUGAAUGCUGGCAACGGUAUGAACCCCGCUCAGAUAGCUGCCAUGCAACAGAUGCAGCAGCACAUGCAACAACAGCAGCAGCAGCAACAACAACAACAAGGCCAACACCCAGGAAAUGGACCCAACCCUUUUACGGUGCAGAUACGGCAGAGGCAGCAGCAACUCUAUCGCGCUAACAUCGCACAGUUUGCUGAACGCUUUGGUGGCCCCCAGAACGUGCCGCCGGAUGUCCACGAUCAGUUCAAACAGAACUGCCUGAGGAGGGCCCAAGAGUCGUUGCAGCGUGAUAUUGCUCAGCGGCGGCAGCAGAUGGCCCAAAAUAUACAGAAUGGCAUGCAGAAUGGCAUGCAGAAUGGGAUGCCCAACGGGAUGCCCAACGGGAUGCCAAACGGAAUGCCAAAUGGGGUGCAAGGUGGUAUGCAAAACGGGAUGAAUGGGAUGAACGGAAUGAUGUAA